Messenger RNA from Rangifer tarandus platyrhynchus (Svalbard reindeer), 315 nucleotides. NCBI's taxonomy places the organism in Eukaryota, Metazoa, Chordata, Mammalia, Artiodactyla, Cervidae. The record is from the annotation of a GenBank genome assembly.
AUGAGAUGUUCCCCCAUGAACUCAGGUGAAAAAUUAAAAUUUUGCCUUAGCCUACAAAAUCUCACCCUUUUCCAUCUCUCCACCAGAAUUUUCUCUUUGCUCACUGAGCUCUCACUGUUCAACUCAGGAAUGCUCAUGUGCACAAGAGUCCAGGCUCUGAAUGAACGUAUGCCUGCAUUUUUGUUUCUGUUGUUUGCUUUCAUUCUGAAAGCCCAUCACCCUGUCUGCAUCUGGGUGAUCACUAUUCCAUCAUUCUGGUCUUCCCGGACCUACCCUCCAGCCCUCAUCUUUGGUCAGUUCAGGCCCACACAGUGA